GUGGAUUGACGUCACUUAUGACGCGGUACAGGAAAAGCACGUUCUUCAUACAGGAAUGCCGGUCACGUGGUCAGACUGGCUGAACAUGUCCGCGCCACUGGAGCCGAAAGACGCCACAGUGAAGAGGUGCGUCAAAGCGGAUCGCACCAGCGAGCACUCAUGGCACACCACCUACUGUCAUGACACAUACUGGGCUUUAUGCGGAGACUCAGGACUGUACUUCAACCUGUCGGUGAUGUCGUACACUGAAGCCAAGGCGGCGUGUGGCGCACAGGGUUCCGUCGUAGCCAAAAUCGAGAACCAAGAGCAACUGGACGCCUUGGCCGACGUCCUAGACAAUAUUUCAACCUCUGGCCUCCUCUGGCUUGGCAUGGAAUUUAAUGACACUGGCCACGUGUUCAUGGACGGAAGUGAGGUCACGUGGUUCAAGUGGGCAACGUUAGACUUCCGUGAACCUGACGACCUGUCGUGGAAACACUGUGUGGUGUAUGACCACGAGUACCGGGGCUGGAAGGCGAGGCAGUGCACGAACCCUGCUCCUGUCAUCUGUCAGGAAAAGAAAGUCACUCCCAAUUACAAGCUUCUGAACACUGAUGUCGACCUGGUCUUGACGCCAUCUUCAACCAUAGAAACGAAUGUCCCCAACAAGUGCGCAAUCACCUGUUAUGACCAGUCUUGUACCCAUUUCACCCUCAAUGGAGCAGAGUGCCGUCUCUAUGCCGCCACAGGAGUGCCAACACAGACGCCGCUCGUGGGCGCCACGCUCUGGAUUGAGGACGAACAAGACUAAACAUCUUACCCAGGAACGUGAAUUUGUUAUGACCUCAGACCUCUCAUACUCCGGAGAAAAGAGUUUCCACUUGCCUAUAUCUACAUAUGUUUUUCACCCUUGCCCUUUCAAGCCGACCUUUCUAUGCUAGAACAGACACGCUCGGCUAAAGCCUAUCGUACAUUUCGAAAGCCCAAUCAGAUAGCAUAUCCGGGCUCCGACAACAUGGCCGCUGCUAUGGCCUCAACUGUCGAGUGUCAAAUUUGUGCUGACAAUGGUCCAGCAAUUAAGCGAAGAUAAAUACUUUCGAAUUAUUUGCAAGUUUUCAAUCAACUCGCCUGAAUACCUUCAUAGAUAUGAGUUCAAACUUCAUUGUAUAUGAUCUCGAACGACUGAACGCGAAUCGCUGUGACUGAGAUGCAGUGCUGUUUUUGGACGAAUCAUGUUGAAGGUUUGAUGUCAUCGCGAUGUGCAGUGUUACUGGAUACUGUGUGGUCCGAGAGCCUCCAUUAACGUACGAGCUAAAUGCGGCAGUAAUAAGUAUAGCCACACUGGUAAUAUGUCAUUUUGUUUGUCGGGGAUGAAAUCUCAUAUCUUUUCAUUAUUUGAUUGUACAGGGGUCUGCUAUUAAAAGUCGCCAUAUUUGUGAAGCCAUACGAAAUAUGAACAGCGAUCUGAUUGGAUGUCGCAGUUUCUUCACAACCCGUGCUCUACAAGCCUUAGAUUGAGUUACGAAAUGUCGGAUUGAAAGGACAAGGGGUAAACUAGACUUUUACUUAGUAAGUAAACACUCUGGCCUCAGGAAGAUUCAAACCCCUGUGUAGUGGCUACAUCUGACACGAAGGCCCGUACGUCUAACCACGCAGGAAUCUGGUUUUAUUUGUGAAUCUGUGUUUUUUCUGUACGAACGUUAAACAGAAACAACGCGUUCCUUUGGUG
Molecule: messenger RNA, 1708 nt
Organism: Haliotis rufescens (red abalone)
Lineage: Eukaryota; Metazoa; Mollusca; Gastropoda; Lepetellida; Haliotidae
Product: C-type mannose receptor 2-like
Exons: 4
Coding region: 56-790 (244 amino acids)
Source: RefSeq, a predicted model, not a curated record